GGAGGGAGCGAGUGCCUCUAAGCCCGGCCUCUCCCUGAACCGGCAGCCAUCGAGAGCUGAACAGAGGGGAACAAGAAUAGCCCCAGCUGAGGGGAGGCUGUUUUUCCCUCCUCAGCAGAGGGUUGACGCCUGCUUGUCUGCCGGUCCAAUGGAGCACCUGAGGGAGCUCUUUUGGGCUCGCGGGCGCGCCGCCUAACGGGCGCCUCUUCCGGCGCCGCCCGUCCGGUCGGUGCUUCGCCUUCUCCUCCUCAGAGGCGACCAUGGUGGAAGUGAACCAGAUUUACCUGCGCUCCGUGAGGGGAGGCCUAAAGAUUGCCCGCAUGGUCCUAGCUUUUAUUGCAGUCAUCACUUUUGCCGUCAACCGAUCUCAUGAAGCAUUUCUAGCACUUGUGAUCAUGGAAUUUGUCAUUACUUUAUUAUUCUUUUUAUUAUAUCUGCUGAGUCUGCAAAAAAAGCUGAAGUUCUUAUUUUGGCCCUUGGCUGAUGCUUUCAAUUCAUUAGUGGCAGCACUGUUUCUCCUCAUUGUGGGCCUGUGUGCAGCAAUACCUAAAACCAUCGUUGAAACAACGGUUGGAGGGGUGUUUUGUCUGAUCCUGUGUGGCCUCUGCAUAGGAGAUGCUGCAUUUCUUUUGACGAAGAUUACAUUUAACCAAGGAGCACCAGGAGGGGAUGUUACUCACAAAUAGAACGCUCAACGGCCCAAAGUCUAACUUAUAACCCAUUUGAAAAGCCUGAUGAACAAUAGGCUGUUUGUGUCACUUUUUUGGUAAUUUUCUAAAAUACUAAGAGCAUGAUGUCAGGCAGUCUUGUUGAUUCCAGUGGGAGAAUUUUAAGCAUGUGCUUAACCCCUUUCAAAAACUUAACGGCAGCUGGAUUGUGCCCAAUUAAGAAUAGUCCUAUAUAUUUUAUAAAAUGCCAGUCUAACGUUACAUGUCAAAUUAUUAUCAAGUGUAGAUUUCUGACCUGGUUUGUGUUAAUGUUUUUAAUUAAAAAGACUUUAUCUGUAACAAUA
Rhineura floridana is the source of this 1012-nucleotide messenger RNA. RefSeq names its product chemokine-like factor. The coding region runs from base 261 to 686 and encodes 141 amino acids. The transcript has 4 exons. The record is from RefSeq and is a predicted model, not a curated record. NCBI's taxonomy places the organism in Eukaryota, Metazoa, Chordata, Lepidosauria, Squamata, Rhineuridae. Gene Ontology annotation, cellular component: membrane.